AUCUUCGCUGUCCAUCUAGCCAAAUAAUGUAUAUAGGCGGUAUACACAUCCCAGGCGAACGCCUUGCAUUAGGCGUGGAAAGCGCUGUCACUUCAUCGAUCUUCAUAUAUACUGCGGCCGCCUUUUAUGUUGGGCGCAACUCGAUGAAAGUCGCUGAAGAAAAAGGUGGCCAGAUAAAGUCGAUGCCGAAGACUUUUCUGGGUAAACUUGUUACAUCUAUUCAUGCAAUUGGAAUGAUGCUUCCAGUUGUAACAUACCUGAUCGCAGUCCCGCUGAACGGAUGCGCUCAACCUGACUUCAUUUCUCGUUUUGCCUUGCCAAAUUUCGGACUCGGUCAGGAUUCCGUAUAUCUGUUGAGGAUAGCUUCGGCUGUAGGCUUGAUUGGGACUUGGAAGUUGUUCAGACAAUGCGUUGACUUGUUGGGGAACAGCGGCACUUAUCAUCAGAUUGGAGUGAGGGAGAGGCCGAAGCUCAUUACCUCAGGGCCGUUUGCAGUCGUCCGACACCCAUUAUACACCUGUGCCCUGCUGCAAAACCUGAUACUUACUGGGAUGACGUGGAACUAUAUACCGCUCUAUGCCCUUGCUAUUAUAACUAUCGCAUUUGCGAUAAAGGCUCCCAUAGAAGAGAGCCUUAUGGAGUCAGACUCCGAAAUCGGUCUGCAAUACAAAGUAUAUAAGGAGAAGGUGCCCUACAGACUUAUCCCCGGAGUCUGGUAAUUGUUUGGAUUUCGAACAUAUCUCUAUAUCUUAUAGCAUAAAGCACCAGCUAGUUAAAAAGUAUUUUAAGCCUACCGCUAUUAUUG
Fomitiporia mediterranea MF3/22 is the source of this 805-nucleotide messenger RNA. RefSeq lists its product as uncharacterized. NCBI's taxonomy places the organism in Eukaryota, Fungi, Basidiomycota, Agaricomycetes, Hymenochaetales, Hymenochaetaceae. The transcript is spliced from 4 exons. The coding region runs from base 27 to 719 and encodes 230 amino acids. The record is from RefSeq and is a predicted model, not a curated record.